AGGACGACUUAAUAAUAGCGUGUAUACUCGUACACCUCUACCACCGUCAUUGGUCGUCAUUGGUCGUGCACACAGCCAUUGCAUUAUGUUAACUUUUCCCUGAGGAUUGGUCUGUUUGUCAAUUAAUAAUUACCUAGAUGGAUUUUUAACUGAUUGUCCAUACGUAGGUAUAUCUGUACACAGCGAUGUAACAAACAUAAUUAUCUCGCCUUUGAAUCCAGAUACAAACAAUCUUGACAUUGACGCAACAAACGUUAUGUAACGCUGCGGCUAUCAGCGGGUCGCGGGGCGCGGAGAUAACAGCGGCGGCCGAGACACGCAGCAGAUGAGAGCAGCGUCGCGGCGCGGCGCGUACUGUGGCGGGCAGCGCGAUACUGCAGCUAUGAAGGUGGUGGUGACGGGCGCGGCGGGCUUCCUGGGCGCGCGGCUGGCGGCGCGGCUGGCGGCGGGCGACGCGGCGCUGCCGGUGACCGAGCUGCUGCUGGUAGACGUGGUCCCGCCGCCGCUGCCGCCGCGAGCGCAGGUGCCCGUGGCCACCCUCGUGCUCGAGCUGGGCGCGCCCGGCGCUGCGCAGCGCGUGAUCGCCCCCGACACCGACGUGCUGUUCCACCUGGCCGCCGUGGUCAGCGGCCACGCGGAGGCCGACCUCGAGCUGGGGCUGCGCGUCAACUUCGACGCGACGCGCGCGCUGCUGGACGAGGCGGCGCGCACCAACCCCGCGCUGCGGCUCGUGUUCGCCAGCACCGUAGGCGUGUUCGGCGGGGAGCUGCCCGACGUCGUCGACGACCUCACGGCGCUCACGCCGCAGAACUCGUACGGCACCGCGAAGGCGAUGAGCGAGCUGCUGAUCGACGACUACUCGCGGCGCGGGCUCGUGGAUGGCCGCUCCGUGCGGCUGCCCACCGUGAGCGUGCGCGCCGGCGCCGCCAACCGCGCCGUCACGUCGUUCGCCAGCGGCAUCGUGCGCGAGCCGCUGGCGGGGCUGCCGGCCGACUGCCCCGUGCCGCUCGAGCAGCGGCUAUGGCUGUGCAGCCCAGCCGCGGCGCUACGCAACCUGCAGCGCGCGGCCACGGUGCCGGCCGCGGCGCUGGGCGAGCGGCGGGCGCUGACGUUACCGGGGCUGUCGGUGGCGGUGGGCGACAUGCUGGCAGCGCUGGCGGCGGUGGCGGGCCCGGCCGUGACGGGCCGCGUGCGGCUGGCGCCGGACGCGGCGGUGGCGCGCAUGGUGGCGUCGUUCCCCGCGCAGUUCACGGCGGCGCGCGCGCUGCGGCUCGGGUUCACCGCCGACGCCAGCUUCGAGGACAUCAUCCGCGACUACAUCCGCGACGAGCUCGGCGGCUCCUACGUUCACUGACCCCCCUUCUAGCCAUAUAGAGGCGGCCAAUCAGCUCGCGACAACAUACACUUCAGGACCCCGCCAGUGUGGUAGACGGUUUCCCUCAUUCAGCGCUUAUCGCUAUCAGACAUCCACUCCCUAGGGUCUACACCGCCCUCCAAUUGGGCCGUUUCAAUCCCAUUGUCUUAAAUUUUGUACAAAGUAAGAGACCUGAGCGCUCCCCGUUUGUCCAGCCAAGUAGAUAGUCAUGUAAAAAGAUAUAUAAAAGUACGUUCACAAUGAAAACUCGGACUAAUACUAAGGUUAGGUAGUAUAUCUACUACUGAACCCAUUUGUAUUGUGCGGGAAACACGAAUAACAAUAGCGGACGCAAACAUUUAGUUACCAUUUAGUUACCUAAAUGUUUGCCUAAUGUACAUGGAGGUAGUAGAUAACGUACAAAACAUUAUGAAGUAAAA
Molecule: messenger RNA, 1794 nt
Organism: Pectinophora gossypiella (pink bollworm)
Lineage: Eukaryota; Metazoa; Arthropoda; Insecta; Lepidoptera; Gelechiidae
Product: D-erythronate dehydrogenase-like
Exons: 2
Coding region: 326-1354 (342 amino acids)
Source: RefSeq, a predicted model, not a curated record